Molecule: messenger RNA, 2245 nt
Organism: Lutzomyia longipalpis
Lineage: Eukaryota; Metazoa; Arthropoda; Insecta; Diptera; Psychodidae
Product: sodium-coupled monocarboxylate transporter 2-like
Exons: 3
Coding region: 89-1837 (582 amino acids)
Biological process (GO): sodium ion transport; transmembrane transport
Cellular component (GO): membrane
Molecular function (GO): symporter activity
Source: RefSeq, a predicted model, not a curated record
GGGGUACGAGAGAUAAACUAAGUAAGUGAGACUGUGCCUGGAAGUCAUCAGUAUCAAUCAACCGCUGAGUGGGUGAAGUCGUGCAAAGAUGACAACGCAUCACAGUGAAUUGCUUGAAGAUAAGAGAUUCGGGGUGUUGGACUACAUCAUCCUGACCACAGCUCUCUGCCUCUCCACCCUCAUUGGGGUCUUCUACGGGUUCAUUUCCAAACGGAAGCAGAACAAUGCGGAGGAGUACCUGCUGGGGAGUCAACAGAUGAAGAUUCUUCCUGUUUCCAUGUCCCUCGUCGUUACCUUUGUGUCUGGGAUCACAAUGUUGGGUGUCCCAGCGGAGAUGUAUGCCUUUGGGACACAAUUUGCCAUGGCGGUGAUCUGCAUGGGGCUCACGGGUGUCUUCCUGUACAAAGUCCUCCUGCCACUCUUCUGUGAUCUCCAAAUGCCAUCAACAUUCACAUACCUCGAACGGCGCUUUGGCAAUAGCUCACGCGUGAUGGCGAGUGUGGUGUACACGGUCUUCGUGAUUAUCACCACCCCCAUUCACAUCUACGUACCCGCAUUGGCAUUCAAUCAAGUCUCAGGCGUUAGUAUUCAUGUGAUUGCUCCAGUUAUUUGUGCUGUGUGCAUUUUUUACACCCUCUUCGGGGGGAUGAGGGCUAUCUGCUGGGCAGAUACCAUCCAAUUCACCACAAUUCUCGUGGCAACGGUUACUAUUUCAAUUCUCGGCCUGAGACUCACUGGAGGCUUUUCAGGAGUCUGGGAAGCAGCCUCCAGAGGGGAUCGUCUUCAAUUUUUCACAAUGGAUCCAGAUCCGUUGAUUCGUCAAUCCUUCUGGAGUGUCCUCUUCGGUAUUACCUUCCUCUUCACCUACACAAUUGGUCUCAAUCAAACAACAAUCCAGAGGUGCCUUGCUGUACCCGACAUCAAUGCUGCUCGUCGUUGUGCCUUCUUGGCGACAAUUGGAAUAAUUUUUCAAUUCAUUAUUUGCGCCUUUAUUGGUCUCAUUGCGUACGCCUUGUACGAAAGCUGUGACCCAUCGAGUGUGGGAAUUAUUAAGAAAGUCGAUCAAAUUAUUCCUUAUUUUGUAAUGGAUGUGGGUUCGGCAAUCCCUGGACUUCCGGGACUCUUUAUUGCUGCAAUCUUCUCAUCAGCAAUGUCCACAAUGGCGGGAUGUUUGAACUCCCUAGCAGCUACGGUGUACGAAGAUUUAGCCAAGAAAUGCUUCCCGGAGAUGAGUGAGAAGAAAUCCAGCAAUAUUAUGAAGAUUAUUGUGCUAAUUGUGGGGAUUAUUGAGGUGGCACUUGUUUUUGUGGUUGAAAAAGUCAAUGCCAUCAUGUACAUCUACCACACUGUUUCGGGAAUUACCACAGGACCUCUCCUUGGGCUCUUCCUGCUGGGAAUGUUCAUUCCAAAAGCCAAUAAUAAGGGAGCUGUUGCAGGAGCAAUUUGUUCCUUCUGCGUUCUCGGUGUAAUGCUCAUUGGAAGUCAGAUGUUCGGCACCCCGACUGCACCACUUCCCUUCAGUACAGACGGAUGUGAUGCAUCACUCUUGAAUGUAACAGAACCCAUUGUCUAUCACAUGGACCCAACCCCGAGCACCGUGCCGUGGUUCUUCCGCAUCAGCACAUGGUACAACACACCCAUUGGGAUUCUCUUGGUCUUCCUCGUUGGCAUCCCUGUGAGUCUCCUCACGGGUGGAUGUGAUUUGGAGAAUCAACGACUUCUUGUCCCAUGGAUGCGCAGUGAGGCGUACAGAUUGUCUAGGAGAAACCAGAAGCUGCAAGAAUUGGCUGUGAUCACCGAAAAGUCUGAGCCUCUGCUCACGCAGAAACCUGCAUAAACAGCACAUGUAGCUUAAAUAUUUAUUGACGCGCGAACGGCUGCGUCUGCUUGCCACGGCAUGCCAUCAGUUUGCUCUUAAAACAAACCUCAUGAGAUGGCAUUACGAAUGGGGGAGGUUGUCAGGUGCGCUCUGAUGUUAAAGAACUCUUUUUUGGGAGUACGUCAAUUUCAUACCUACAUUGAAAUUAUAUAUAGUUCUAAAGCUCAUUUCAUCUUCAACUGAUUCUUGACAUUUUCAUCAAUUAGAUAUUUUUUAUAGAAUUUUCUUGUAAUUUUUCUGCAAAAAAGUGCUGGAAAAAAUAAAAUUUAUAGUAUUAGUGAAAGCUUAGAAAGUAGCAUAAAUUACCAUAAAUUGUUAUAUAUAAUCGCAAUACAUAAAAUCAGAAUAAAUUCGUCUUAUCUUCUA